AUGUUCCUCCCCCACUACCUCCGCACGGUCAAGCCAACACUUACAGCUCCAUGGCGCGCAUAUUCGUCGUUUAAUCGCACAAGUUCCAUCCCUUUCAACUUCUUCUCCGGCUUCGCAGUGGCACACAUGGCGUCCGCGUCCCUUGACACAUCGCCCUUCCCUUCGACAUCAUACAAACCAAAGUAUGAUACCUGGCCGUACGAUGACUCGGACUUCGUUCGCUACGAUGAAAAUGACGAUGGCAUGUUCUACCGCCAAUCGCGAUUAGUUACGCACAUCGAUGAUCCAAGCAUAGCGCGAUUGACGCAGUACUACGACACCGUGUUGCCGAAAACUGGGCGGAUAAUGGAUAUGUGCACGAGCUGGAAGAGCUUUUACCCGUCCUCGGUCAAGGAAGCGAUACAGAAAAAGGACUUGGAGGUCUAUGGUGUGGGGCUCAAUGCGGAGGAGAUGGCGCUGAAUGGCGUGUUCAUGGGACCGGAUCGCUGGCGCGUUAUGGAUCUGAACAAGCCGCCGCACGAUGUACGUGCUGCGUGGGACGGAGGAAAGGAUAUGCAAUUUGAUGCAGUGACGUGCGUGGUUAGUAUCGACUACUUGAAUAAACCACUUGAGGUUUGUCGAAAGCUUCUGGAAGCUACGCAUGAGGGUGGUAUGUAA
Molecule: messenger RNA, 657 nt
Organism: Alternaria arborescens
Lineage: Eukaryota; Fungi; Ascomycota; Dothideomycetes; Pleosporales; Pleosporaceae
Exons: 1
Coding region: 1-657 (218 amino acids)
Source: RefSeq, a predicted model, not a curated record